AAAAAUUGUAAUUUUAAUAAUAAAAUACCAAUAAGAGAAAAGAUGACUGAAUAAUAUUUUGAAUUUGAUUAUUUACUUAGAAUCAUAUUAGUAGGUGAUACUGGAAUUGGGAAGAGUUCACUUCUUUUGAGAUAUACAGAUUAAGAAUUUUAAUAAAAUUUACUUCCAACUAUAGGAAUAGACUUCAGAACUAAAAUUAUUGAAUAAAUGGGAAAAAAUGUUAAAUUAUAAUUUUGGGAUACAGCAGGUUAAGAGAGAUUUAGAACAAUAAGUAGAAAUUAUUAUAGAGGAGCCCAUGCUAUUUUUUUUGUUUAUGAUAUUACUGAUAGAGAAUCAUUUAAAAGAAUUGAAUAUUGGAUUAAUGAAGUUGAGCAGAAUUCACCACCUGAUAUAAUUAGAGUUUUGAUAGGAAAUAAGAGUGAUUUAAAUUAUAAAAGAGAAGUUGAUUUUGAUGAAGGAAAAGAAUUGGCCAGAACCCAAGGACUUGAAUUCUUUGAAUCGUCUGCUCUUGAGAAUAGAAAUAUAGAAUGUGCAAUUAAUUAUGUAGUUAAAAUGUGGCUUAGAAAAAAAGAAUUAGAAGAAAAAUACUAAAAAUAAAAUCCUUAAGCAAAUCCUAUUUUAUCAGAUUUAACAGUACCAAUAAAAAAGAAAAGCUUACUUUAACUUUGCUAAUGUUGAUUUUAUUUUUUAUCAAAC
Molecule: messenger RNA, 696 nt
Organism: Paramecium sonneborni
Lineage: Eukaryota; Ciliophora; Oligohymenophorea; Peniculida; Parameciidae
Source: the annotation of a GenBank genome assembly